Messenger RNA from Schizophyllum commune H4-8, 581 nucleotides. RefSeq names its product serine/threonine-protein kinase ripk4. Gene Ontology annotation, molecular function: protein binding. NCBI's taxonomy places the organism in Eukaryota, Fungi, Basidiomycota, Agaricomycetes, Agaricales, Schizophyllaceae. The record is from RefSeq and is a predicted model, not a curated record. The annotation marks the transcript as partial. The transcript has a single exon.
AUUUGCAGAGCGUUCUGCAACAUAUGUUGUUUGAUCUCACCGCUCGGGACGGUGAUCCCGAGAUUGCUAGACUGGUCAUCCAUCGAGGUGCCGAUGUGGACGGCCUCGAUGACGAGCACCAUGCGCCGUUGCACGUCGCUGGGAUAAAAGGCCACACGAACUUUGCUCGCAUCCUCCUGGAAGAGGGCGCGAGUCCCGAGGCACGGGAUGAGCAGGGGUGGGCCACUCUUCAUGUUACAGCAGAAUGUGGCCACAUCGAGUUCAUGCAACUCCUGCUCGACCAUGGCGCAGACGUCGAUGUCCACGGCAAAGAUGGAUGGACGGCCCUUCACCUCGCAGCCCAGGCUGGGUCGCUUGAGCAAGCCCGCAUGCUCAUCGACCGUGGGGCGAACAUUGCAACCCGAGAUGAAAUCGGCUGGACGCCCCUCCACAUUGCGGCUGCAAAUGGGCACACAGAACUCGUGCGGCUCCUACACGAGAGGGGCGCCGACGUCACGGGGCGCAACGACUAUGGCUGGACGCCGCUGCACACCGCUGCACAGGAAGCGAAGGAUGCGUGUGUCCGCCUGCUCCUCGAACUA